Sciurus carolinensis (gray squirrel) is the source of this 3292-nucleotide messenger RNA. It is a transcript of the gene Smarcd2, whose product is annotated as SWI/SNF related, matrix associated, actin dependent regulator of chromatin, subfamily d, member 2. Gene Ontology annotation, cellular component: SWI/SNF complex; nucleus. The transcript is spliced from 12 exons. The coding region runs from base 689 to 2386 and encodes 565 amino acids. Gene Ontology annotation, biological process: regulation of transcription by RNA polymerase II. The record is from RefSeq and is a predicted model, not a curated record. Lineage: Eukaryota; Metazoa; Chordata; Mammalia; Rodentia; Sciuridae.
GCCUGGGUCGAGUGAUGUUUCUGCAGGCUUUAAAAGAAGCUAUUUCUGUCAUCCAGAUUGUGGCUGCUUACCCUGUGACUCUGCUUCUUGCAUCCCAGGAUAAUCUGAUCCCCAUUCUCUAAUUUGGGAUUGCUAGGGUUAAGUUGAGCCAGCACCAGCCAGGCUGCCAGGUGGUGCCUGGAUCAAGGGCAGAGUCCAGGUGUCAGCUGCUCUCACUCUCACAGCAACCCAGGGGCCAUAGCUUCUCUUUUGGGGUCUUCUGGCUUAGGGGCAGGAGGAGGGGUUAACAGUAAGGAGUUGAGAGGAGGAUUAAGUUCUGGUUGUGGAUAGGGGCCAUAUGGUGACCAAAUGGUCUCUGUUCUGUGCCUGAGGUCAUCCCCACCUAUUGGGACACAUCCAUGGCAUCCUCUUGCAGUUGCUCACCUGGGGUACCUCUGCCUAAUAGUCUUGCUAGCAUACUGACAACCUUUUUCAGUUACCAUAAGGCUGGUGACAGGAAUGGACUCUGGGACUCUGCCCCCUUAGCUUGCUUAUAUCCUCCUACACCCCUCUGCCUGACUGUGACACUGCCCCCCCGCCUCCCUCCUUGCUUCUUUCUCAAGAUCUGGGGGGAGGAGGAGUGGAAUGCUUAGUGGGACCAUCUAAGAGUGCCUCAGAGCCCUCCAGUCUCAGGGAGCAGGGUCACAGCAUGCUGGGGCUGGAAGGCCGCACCGUCCCUGAGAAGCUCCCCAGGCCCUUCCCUCUACAGGCAGCACUCUCCUCCCACCCCUGGGCUCUGGCAGCCUCAUUUGCUGGCACGGCUGCAAGGGCGGUUGCAGGGCAGGGCAGGUGUGGUUUACACCCUGUACUCAGGCAGCAGCUCCCCUUUGUUUCCAGCCUCCAGUGGGGCUCCCCAUGUGCUGCUCAGGGCCAGGCCUGGCUAGAGAGAGGGAUGGAGGGCAUAGGCUACCUGCCUUGUAGGGCCUUGCCACUGAACUAUGCACCCUCACUGGCUUACUUCCCCCAGCGGCCUGGCAUGUCCCCAGGGAGCCGGAUGCCCAUGGCUGGCUUGCAGGUGGGACCCCCUACUGGCUCCCCAUUUGGCACUGCUGCUCCACUUCGACCUGGCAUGCCACCCACCAUGAUGGAUCCAUUCCGAAAACGCCUGCUUGUGCCCCAGGCCCAGCCCCCGAUUCCUGCCCAGCGCCGGGGGUUAAAGAGGAGGAAGAUGGCAGAUAAGGUUCUACCUCAGCGAAUUCGGGAGCUUGUCCCAGAGUCUCAGGCAUACAUGGAUCUCUUAGCUUUUGAGCGGAAGCUGGACCAGACCAUUGCUCGCAAGCGGAUGGAGAUCCAGGAGGCCAUCAAAAAGCCUCUGACACAAAAGCGGAAGCUUCGGAUCUACAUUUCCAAUACAUUCAGUCCCAGCAAGGCAGAAGGUGAUAGUGCGGGAACUGCAGGGACCCCUGGGGGAACUCCAGCAGGGGACAAAGUGGCUUCCUGGGAACUCCGAGUGGAGGGAAAACUGCUGGAUGAUCCUAGCAAACAGAAGAGGAAGUUUUCUUCAUUCUUUAAGAGUCUUGUCAUUGAGUUAGACAAGGAACUAUAUGGACCCGACAACCACCUGGUGGAGUGGCACCGGAUGCCCACCACCCAGGAAACAGAUGGCUUCCAAGUGAAACGGCCAGGAGACCUAAAUGUCAAGUGCACCCUUCUGCUCAUGCUGGACCAUCAGCCUCCCCAGUAUAAACUGGACCCUCGGCUGGCAAGGCUGCUGGGAGUACACACACAGACGAGGGCUGCCAUCAUGCAGGCCCUGUGGCUUUAUAUCAAGCACAAUCAGCUGCAAGAUGGGCACGAGCGCGAGUACAUCAAUUGCAACCGUUACUUCCGCCAGAUCUUCAGCUGUGGCCGACUCCGAUUCUCUGAGAUUCCAAUGAAGUUGGCUGGAUUGCUGCAGCAUCCAGACCCCAUUGUCAUCAACCAUGUCAUUAGUGUGGACCCAAAUGACCAGAAAAAGACAGCGUGUUAUGACAUUGAUGUGGAGGUGGAUGACCCACUGAAAGCCCAGAUGAGCAAUUUUCUGGCCUCUACCACCAACCAGCAGGAGAUUGCCUCUCUAGAUGUCAAGAUCCAUGAGACCAUUGAGUCCAUCAACCAGUUGAAGACUCAGAGGGAUUUCAUGCUCAGCUUUAGCACUGACCCCCAGGACUUUAUCCAGGAAUGGCUCCGUUCUCAACGCCGAGACCUCAAGAUCAUCACUGAUGUGAUCGGAAAUCCUGAGGAGGAGAGACGGGCUGCUUUCUACCACCAGCCCUGGGCCCAAGAAGCAGUGGGGAGGCACAUCUUUGCCAAGGUGCAGCAGCGAAGGCAGGAACUGGAACAGGUGCUGGGAAUUCGCCUGACCUAACUGCUCAGGGAUGUCUUCCUUCCUUCCCAGCCCUAGAGCCUGGCAGGGGACCAUCUUCUGGGACCUGGCUGGGGCUGAAGACAUGUAGGAUGGGAUGAGGGGUGACAGUGUCUCCUGUUAACCUCUAUUCCCCAGCUUUAGUUUCAUAAAUGUAGAGAUAGGAUUCCUUGUUGCUUGGUCCCCAAAGCCUUAUUACUUACUUUUUGCGUUGGCUUUAAUUGGGUUCUCAAGAUGCCUCCUCUGCUCCCUGCAGGCAGGCCCAAGUAGGACUGCUGGAGGCUUUGCUUUGUUGUCAUAACAGACAUUCUGGAACCAAAGGCUGCUGGGUUUGCUUGUUUACAGGCUCCCCUCUUGGGCAGAGCUGGCUCUAAGGAGCUGGGUGAGGAAGAGGAGGCCCAGCCCAGACUCUUCCUAGCCUUUCUAAACCAAAGUUCUUUGCCAUUCCUGUAACCCAGCCUUGUUGCUGGUAUUUUCCUUUCUUUUGGGUAUUUGCACUAUUUGGGGAGCAGGAUUUUCUAUGUGGGAGCCACUUUUUUGUACAGGGGUAAGUUGGGGUUUUUCAAGGAGCCCUAUUUGGUGCCUCCUUCCUUAUUUUCUUUACUCAAAUCUAUGCAAGCGGCUAUAGCCGCCAUCAUCUCCUGGGAUGCCAGGGGGCUGCCCCUCUACCCAGGUGUUGGGCUGAGGGAGCUGGAGCCUCAGAGAGGAGGGGAUGCACCACAUCUCUAGCCCAGCCGGAGGUAGGGGUGUGUGUGCGUGGUGGAGGGCAUCAUAAGGUGAGGGGAGGCUGGGAGGAUUGUUUUUGUCCUUGGAGCUUAGUCAGGAGGGUGGGCCUAGGGCUUGGCAAAUGCCACUUCUGGCAGGUUUGGAAAUUUCCAAAUAAAUUCCUUUGUUUACUGGUGGUGUCCA